CUAUUCUACCGUAAACCCCUGCAAGGGCAUUGGAGUGGACUGAAACAAGGCUUCAAGAUCCGAGGAAAAGAGAGAAACAGAACCCUAGAUCGCGAAUCUACCGGAUCCACUCUCGAUCGAUCUCGACAUCUCUCAUCGCCAUCGUCUUCGAUUCACGAUGGCCAGGGUCCGAUGGAUUCUAGGGUUUCUGGCCCUGAUCUGUGCUUCUCUAACCGUUCAAGGAUCCGCCAGCGUCCGCCCGAUAUCUGACGCUCACCGAUCCGCUGCUCUCGAUCUGUUCGCUUCCGCCGACGGAUCGUAUGCGAGUUUAGAAGAAACUUAUGAGGCACUGAGAACAUUUCAGAUUCUAGGACUCGAGAAGGUUUCCAAAAGUAGCCUGGCAACAUGCCCGCUUGUUGUGGAAAUACUCGGUUCGUCUUCUUCUACAACGAAGGAUGUAUUUCAUGCGUUGAGAUUGAACAGCAUUCUUAGAUGUCAGAUUGAUGCCAAAACCAUUAAGGGAAUUGUUUCCAAACUUCAAUCUGUGGCGAAGAGUGCGGACUCUUUGUUAGACUUAUAUUACUCUGUGGGAAGCUUGUUACAUAUCAAGAAUCAAGGUUUUGAUGUGUCACUGUCAGAUGCCAGUGGUGUUUUCGAUUCCAUAAAGGCGCUUAGUCAAAGUGAUGGAAGAUGGCGAUAUGAUUCUAGCAGUGCUGAAUCCAGCACUUAUGCUGCUGGUAUAGCACUUGAAACACUUGCAGGAGUGGUCUCCCUGGCAGAUCCAGAGGUGGAUCAAUCAAGGAUUGGGGUUGUAAAGAAAGAUAUUCUAAAGCUGUUUGAUAGCGUUAAAGGCUAUGAUGAUGGUGUCAUAUACUUUGAAGAGAAACAUGUUGAUACUAACGAGUACAAGGGGCCACUAGCAACUACGGCUUCAGUAGUACGUGGUAUCACUACUUUUGUUAAAGUUGAUUCUGGAAAGCUAACUAUUCCAGGGGAUAAAAUGCUAGGUUUGGCUAAAUUCUUUCUCAGCUUAGGAAUUCCUGGGAGCAACACUGAUUUAUUUGACCAAAUAGACUCGUUAUCUUGCUUGGAAAACAAGAGGGUGGCUGUUCCGCUUAUUCUCUCACUUCCAUCUACUGUACUUUCAUUAACUUCAAGGGACCAGCUAAAGGUUGAGGUGACUACAGUUUUUGGCUCUCCUGCACCCCCGCUAACAGUAAAUCUGGUAGAAGCUAUCGGUCCAGACUCGAGGAACAGCCCUACAUUGGAGAACCAGGUGCUCCAUUUUGACCAAGAAAAUAAUAUCCAUUACUUGGAUAUCCAACCACUGAAACUGGAUGUUGGAAAAUAUGCAUUAGCUUUUGAGAUUUCGCUUCAGGAUUCAGAUCUUGUAAACAGUUAUGCUACUGGAGGACGAACAAAAGCAUCUGUAUUUCUAACAGGAACUGUCAAAAUUGACAAGGCAGAAAUAGCGAUUGUGAAUAGUGAUUUUGGAAGCUCUGAAGCCACACAAAAAUUAGAUUUAUCUAGGGACAACACUCUGUCGCUAUCAGCAAACCAUUUGCAAAAGUUGCGACUAUCUUUCCAGCUAAGCACUCCUCUUUGUCAAAGCUUUAAACCACAUCAGGUGUUUCUCAAGUUGAGGCAUGAGACCAAACUUGAGCAUAUCUUUAUAUUGGAGCACUCGUCAAAGCAAUUCAAGAUAGUACUGGACUUUCUUGGCCUGGUGGAGAAGUUCUAUUAUCUUUCGGGUAAAUAUGAUAUUGAGCUCACAGUUGGUGAUGUUGCAAUGGAAAAUUCAUUCUUGCGAGCCCUUGGUCAUGUUGAGUUAGACUUGCCGGAGGCACCAGAAAAAGCAGCACAGCCACCUCGUCAACCUGUUGACCCUUUGUCAAGAUACGGACCUAAGCAAGAAAUAUCACACAUAUUCAGAUCACCUGACAAGAGACCACCUGUGGAGCUUUCUUAUGCAUUUCUGUUUCUUACCCUUUUGCCAUUUAUCGGAUAUCUCAUUGGGCUGGCAAGAUUGGGAAUAAACCUGAAGGGAUUCCCUUCCUCGGCUUUACCUGCAACAUUCGCCGUGCUCUUCCAUUCUGGCAUCGCUGCAAUCCUUGUUCUCUACGCUCUAUUCUGGUUGAAGUUCAACCUCUUCACAACAUUGAAGGUUCUUGGAUUCCUCGGUACAUUUGUAGUCUUUGUAGGUCACAGGACCCUCUCUCAUCUUGCAUCUUCUUCUUCAAAACUGAAGUCCUCGUGAGAUCGAAGCCGAAGAAUCUUUCUCUGGAGGUUUAUGCUUUAAAUUUUGCAGGCUUUAAAUUAUAGCAAGGAUAUUUGUAGUGGUUUCAAUCUUCAUAGAAGAGUUAUAUAGACCUAAGUAGGAUCAAUGUCAGGUUUAUUACUUAUAUUCUCAAUUUACGUAGAGAAAAAUGGAACAAUCUACCUGUCUGUUUCUAAGAACUAACUUAUGAUGAAGUUGUAUUAUAUUCAAAUAGCGUAAACUCUUGCCAAUUUAAGGACCCUUUGUCUGAAAAUAAUUAGUGAGAUUUAGUUUAUAUGAUA
Molecule: messenger RNA, 2538 nt
Organism: Asparagus officinalis (garden asparagus)
Lineage: Eukaryota; Viridiplantae; Streptophyta; Magnoliopsida; Asparagales; Asparagaceae
Product: dolichyl-diphosphooligosaccharide--protein glycosyltransferase subunit 2-like
Exons: 19
Coding region: 158-2236 (692 amino acids)
Biological process (GO): protein N-linked glycosylation
Cellular component (GO): oligosaccharyltransferase complex; membrane
Source: RefSeq, a predicted model, not a curated record